Molecule: messenger RNA, 294 nt
Organism: Trichosurus vulpecula (common brushtail)
Lineage: Eukaryota; Metazoa; Chordata; Mammalia; Diprotodontia; Phalangeridae
Product: dynein light chain Tctex-type 3-like
Exons: 1
Coding region: 1-294 (97 amino acids)
Biological process (GO): microtubule-based movement
Cellular component (GO): cytoplasmic dynein complex; cytoplasm; kinetochore
Molecular function (GO): dynein intermediate chain binding
Source: RefSeq, a predicted model, not a curated record
AUGGAGGAAUAUCAGCCCCACCACGAAGAUAUUGGCUUCAAUGCUGAUGAAGCAUAUGAUAUUGUGAAAGAGUGCGUAGACGCUAUAUUAAGCGGUAUGGAUUAUAAUCAGAAUAGAGUCAACCAAUGGACUGCAGCUAUAGUAGAACAAUCCUUAACACAUUUGGUAAAGUUAGGGAAGAUGUAUAAAUAUAUAGUUACUUAUGCAGUGAUGCAGAAGAGUGGAUCUGGUUUACACAUAGACAGCUCGUGUUUUUGGGAUACCACAUCUGAUGGAACCUGUACCAUAAGAUAG